Messenger RNA from Marmota monax (woodchuck), 4034 nucleotides. RefSeq names its product nuclear factor kappa B subunit 2 (gene Nfkb2). The coding region runs from base 1183 to 3888 and encodes 901 amino acids. The record is from RefSeq and is a predicted model, not a curated record. Gene Ontology annotation, molecular function: protein binding; RNA polymerase II cis-regulatory region sequence-specific DNA binding; DNA-binding transcription factor activity, RNA polymerase II-specific. Lineage: Eukaryota; Metazoa; Chordata; Mammalia; Rodentia; Sciuridae. Gene Ontology annotation, biological process: canonical NF-kappaB signal transduction; non-canonical NF-kappaB signal transduction; response to cytokine. Gene Ontology annotation, cellular component: cytoplasm. The transcript is spliced from 23 exons.
CAAAAGCCCAGUACUAGCCGGGACUCUCAACUGUCCAGGGCAAGCCUGGGCGGGUGAAGAGAACCGAGCCCCGUAGCCCUCGGCUGGGAGAGGUGCUAGGUCACCGGUCCUGGCAGGGGCUAGCCCUCCGGCCAGAGCUUGCACCAGGUGGGCAGUCACCCCCUACUCCCCGCCCAGCCCAAACCUUUCCGCUCUGAGAGGCGCGCCUGGGUCGCUCUUGGUUGGCUGCGCGAGUCCCGGAGUUAAAACUUUCAGCCAAUGAAAAGGUGCCCGAGGCGUGACGCACGGAAACGUCACGGGAAUUCCCCCCUCCGGGGGGCGGAAAGGGGGCUUUCCCCGUUGGUGUCCUGGUAACUGGAGUAGUGUCUCCACCCAUCCGAGGCGGGUCGGACGCUAAUAGUAGACGGAACCAGAGUCGUCGCCACGCCCAGAGUCACGUUCUCGGGGCAGCACCCUAGGGCCCCCAACUGGGAAGAACCCCCGCCUACAGGUCAUUCGAAGAGGAGGCCUUCCGACAGCAGGAAUGUCCCCCCAAAAGCCCCUGGGGUGAAUCAGCCGUGGCCUCCCUCCUGGCAGAAAAUCCCAAGGUUACUCCAAGCCAGAGGAGCGCGGGACGGGGUGGGGCGGACCUGGACUCAGACUGAGCCUCUAGGGCCGCGAAAGACCUUCUGUCCGCGGCGCCUGCCCUGGAGGGAGGAGGAGACCUAACCCCCAUCAGGGCUUGCCCGGUUCUCCGUGCCCUUUGCGGGUGGACAGGCAGUCGGUGCCCACAGCCUGUGAGAGCCUCCAGCCCCUCCCGCCCCGGGGGCGGGACCAUUGGCGUCAUUUCCAGGCCCGCCCCCUCCGGCCCCGCCUCCUCUGGUAUUUUCGGGACUUUCCUAAACUGCUCUAACUUUCUGCCCCUUCACUGGCCCAGCCCAGCUCCGGAUCUCGCUCUCCACCGGAUCUUACCCGCCACACCCGGACAGGCGACCGGAGGAGAUCGGACCCUCCCCCAAAUCUGGGCACCCCUUUUCCUCCCACCCCUAUCCUGAUUUAUUCCCUACCCGCCACCCCCUCCCCCCCCCCCGUCACCCUCCCUCCACACACACCUUAGGCGGGAGCCUAAAACUCUGAGAAGCAGAACCAGGGGCCGAAGCCACCAGACAGAGCACCAGACAGAGCCGGGCCUAGCCCAGAGACAUGGACAGUUGCUACGACCCAGGUCUGGAUGGUAUUGCUGAAUAUGAUGAUUUCAAAUUCAGUCCCUCCGUUGUGGAACCCAAGGAGCCAGUCCCCGAGACAGCUAAUGGCCCCUACCUGGUGAUUGUGGAACAGCCUAAGCAACGUGGCUUCCGAUUUCGAUAUGGCUGUGAAGGUCCUUCUCAUGGAGGCCUGCCUGGUGCCUCAAGUGAGAAGGGACGGAAAACCUAUCCCACUGUCAAGAUCUGUAACUACGAGGGCCCUGCCAAGAUUGAGGUGGACCUGGUAACACACAGUGACCCACCUCGUGCUCAUGCCCACAGCCUGGUGGGCAAGCAGUGCUCAGAGCUGGGAGUCUGUGCUGUCUCUGUGGGGCCCAAGGACAUGACUGCCCAAUUCAAUAACCUGGGUGUCCUGCAUGUGACCAAGAAGAAUAUGAUGGAGAUUAUGAUACAAAAACUUCAGAGGCAGAGGCUCCGCUCCAGGCCCCACGGUCUUACAGAGGCUGAGCGGCGGGAGCUGGAGCAGGAGGCCAAAGAGCUGAAGAAAGUGAUGGAUCUGAGUAUUGUGCGUCUACGCUUCUCUGCCUUCCUUCGAGCCAGUGAUGGCUCUUUUUCCCUUCCCCUGAAGCCAGUUAUCUCCCAGCCCAUCCAUGACAGUAAGUCUCCAGGGGCCUCAAACCUGAAGAUUUCUCGAAUGGACAAGACAGCAGGCUCAGUACGGGGUGGAGAUGAAGUUUAUCUUCUUUGUGACAAGGUGCAGAAAGAUGACAUUGAGGUUCGGUUCUAUGAGGAUGAUGAGAAUGGAUGGCAGGCCUUUGGGGACUUCUCUCCCACCGAUGUUCAUAAACAGUAUGCCAUUGUGUUCCGGACACCUCCCUAUCACAAGAUGAAGAUUGAGCGGCCUGUAACGGUGUUCCUACAACUGAAACGCAAGCGUGGAGGGGAUGUAUCUGACUCCAAACAGUUCACCUAUUAUCCUCUGGUAGAAGACAAGGAGGAGGUGCAGCGGAAGCGGAGGAAGGCAUUGCCUACCUUCUCCCAGCCCUUUGGAGGUGGCUCGCACAUGGGUGGAGGCUCUGGGGGCUCUGCUGGGGGUUAUGGAGGAGCUGGAGGAGGAGGUGGCAGCCUCGGCUUUUUCCCCUCCUCCUUGGCCUACAGCCCCUACCAGUCCGGCGCGGCCCCAAUGGGCUGCUACCCGGGCGGCGGGGGCGGGGCGCAGAUGGCCUCCUCCGCGCCGUGUGUGGAUGCUACGGAGGAAGCGGCAGAGCCAAGCGCGCCCCCUGGAAACCCAGAGGGCGAACCACAGGCUCCGGACGUCCUGCUGCGAGCUCGGGAGUACAACGCGCGCCUGUUUGGCCUGACGCAGCGCAGCGCCCGAGCCUUGCUCGACUACGGCGUCACGGCGGACGCGCGCGCGCUGCUGGCGGGACAGCGCCACCUGCUGACGGCUCAGGACGAGAACGGAGACACGCCACUGCACCUAGCAAUCAUCCACGGGCAGACCAGUGUCAUUGAGCAGAUAGCCCAUGUCAUCUACCAUGCCCAGCACCUCGGUGUUGUCAACCUCACCAACCACCUGCACCAGACACCCCUGCACCUGGCAGUGAUAACUGGACAGACAAGGGUGGUGAGCUUUCUGCUACAGGUGGGUGCAGACCCUGCACUGCUGGAUCGGCAUGGAGACUCAGCCAUGCACCUGGCACUGCGGGCAGGUGCUGGAGCCCCAAACCUGCUGCAAGCACUGCUGCACAGUGGAGCUCCCACUGUGCCCCAGCUGUUACAUAUGCCUGAUUUUGAGGGACUGUACCCAGUACACCUGGCAGUUCGUGCCCGAAGCCCUGAGUGCCUGGAUCUGCUGGUGGACAAUGGAGCUGAAGUGGAGGCUGCAGAGCGACAGGGAGGCCGAACAGCACUGCAUCUAGCCACCGAGAUGGAGGAGCUGGGGUUGGUUACACAUCUGGUCACCAAGCUCCAUGCCAAUGUGAACGCCCGCACCUUUGCCGGAAACACACCCCUACACCUGGCAGCUGGAUUGGGAUCCCCAACCCUUACCCGUCUCCUUCUAAAGGCUGGUGCUGACAUUCACGCAGAAAACGAGGAGCCUCUGUGCCCACUGCCCUCACCUCCCACCUCUGGAAGCGACUCAGAUUCCGAGGGACCUGAGAGGGACAUCCAGAGCAGCUUCCGAGGCCACACACCUCUUGACCUCACCCGCAGCACCAAGGUGAAGACCUUGCUGCUUAAUGCUGCUCAGAACAUCAUGGAGCCCCCCCUGACCCCACCCAGCCCUGCAGGACCAGGGCUGUCACUUGGGGAGACAGCCUUACAGAAUCUGGAGCAGCUGCUAGAUGGGCCAGAAGCCCAGGGUAGCUGGGCAGAGCUGGCAGAGCGGCUAGGACUGCGCAGUCUAGUGGACACAUACCGGAAGACAGCUUCACCCAGUGGCAGCCUCCUGCGCAGUUAUAAGCUGGCUGGUGGUGACUUGUCAGGUCUGCUGGAUGCCCUGUCUGACAUGGGUCUAGAUGAAGGAGUGCGACUGCUAAGAGGUCCUGAGACCCGAGAAAAGCUGCCUAGCACAGCAGAAGUGAAGGAAGACAGUGCAUAUGGGAGCCAGUCAGUGGAACAGGAGGCAGAGAAGCUGGGCCCACCCCCUGAGCCACCAGGAGGGCUCUGCCAUGGGCACCCCCAGCCUCAGGUGCACUGAACUGCCACCUGCCCUUCAGCCCUCUUCCUGAACUUCUCUGUACAGCAUCCCUAUCUAGUCCAAAUCUUAUUUAACACCCCAUGCCCACAACUCAGUUGGAGCAAAUAAAAGAUUCUCUGGGAGGACCCCCUUCCCAUCUUAUGGCA